Myripristis murdjan (pinecone soldierfish) is the source of this 2438-nucleotide messenger RNA. RefSeq names its product chaperonin containing TCP1, subunit 6A (zeta 1) (gene cct6a). NCBI's taxonomy places the organism in Eukaryota, Metazoa, Chordata, Actinopteri, Holocentriformes, Holocentridae. The record is from RefSeq and is a predicted model, not a curated record. The coding region runs from base 98 to 1693 and encodes 531 amino acids. The transcript has 13 exons. Gene Ontology annotation, molecular function: ATP binding; ATP hydrolysis activity; ATP-dependent protein folding chaperone. Gene Ontology annotation, biological process: protein folding.
AGCCGACACCCCUUCUCGAGAGCGUCGGACAGCGAGCAGACGACACUCCCGACCCGCGCUAGUUUUUCGCCCCGUUCGCCGGCUGUGCUGCUCCACCAUGGCUGCGGUGAAAGCUCUGAACCCCAAAGCGGAGGUAGCGAGGGCCCAGGCCGCCCUGGCAGUGAACAUCAGUGCGGCGCGGGGACUCCAGGACGUGCUGAAAAGUAACCUGGGACCCAAAGGCACCAUGAAAAUGCUCGUGUCUGGCGCCGGGGACAUAAAGCUGACCAAAGAUGGCAACGUCUUGUUACACGAGAUGCAAAUUCAGCACCCCACAGCAUCACUCAUUGCCAAGGUGGCCACAGCGCAGGAUGACAUCACGGGAGACGGGACCACCUCCAACGUCCUCAUCAUCGGCGAACUCCUGAAGCAGGCUGACCUCUACGUGUCCGAGGGCCUCCAUCCAAGAGUCAUCGCUGAGGGCUUUGAGGCGGCAAAGGAGAAGGCCUUGUCUGUUCUGGAGGAGGUGAAGGUGACGCGGGAAAUGGACAGAGAGACCCUCAUCAACGUAGCACGCACCUCCCUCAGAACCAAGGUCCACACAGAGCUGGCAGACCUGCUCACUGAGGCUGUAGUAGACGCUGUGCUGGCCAUCGCUAAACCCAACGAGCCAAUCGACCUGUACAUGGUGGAAAUCAUGGAGAUGAAGCACAAGACUGACAGCGACACACAGCUGAUCAGAGGCUUGGUGCUGGACCACGGAGCACGACACCCAGACAUGAAGAAGAGGGUGGAGGACGCCUACGUGCUGACCUGCAACGUCUCCUUGGAAUAUGAGAAGACGGAGGUCAACUCUGGCUUCUUCUACAAGAGCGCCGCAGAGAGGGAGAAGCUUGUGGCUGCAGAGAGGAAGUUCAUUGAGGAGCGUGUGCAGAAGAUCAUCGCCUUGAAGAAUGCUGUUUGUCCCAAUGGGGAGAAGGGAUUUGUCGUCAUCAAUCAGAAGGGUAUUGACCCAUUCUCCCUAGAUGCCCUUGCCAAAGAAGGCAUUGUUGCUCUGCGCAGGGCGAAGAGGAGGAACAUGGAGAGGCUCACCCUAGCUUGUGGCGGUGUUGCCAUGAACUCAGUGGACGACCUCACUCAGGAGUGUUUGGGACAUGCUGGGCUGGUUUAUGAACACACACUGGGAGAGGAAAAAUACACGUUCAUUGAAAAGUGUGGGAAUCCUCGCUCUGUGACCCUGUUGGUGAAAGGACCCAACAAGCACACACUCACGCAGAUCAAAGAUGCUGUCAGGGAUGGUCUGCGGGCAGUCAAGAACGCCAUUGAAGAUGGCAGUGUGGUGUCAGGAGCUGGUGCGUUUGAGGUGGCUGUGGCAGACGCUCUGGUCAAACACAAGCCGAACGUGAAGGGCAGAGCCCAGCUGGGAGUCCAGGCCUUCGCAGACGCACUCCUCAUCAUCCCUAAGGUUUUGGCCCAGAACUCUGGCUAUGACCCACAGGAGACCCUGGUGAAGCUGCAGACGGAGUAUAAAGAGUCUGGUCAGCUGGUGGGCGUGGAUCUCAGCACAGGGGAGCCCAUGGUGGCAGGAGAGGCGGGCGUGUGGGACAACUACAGUGUCAAGAAACAGCUUCUCCACUCAUGCACGGUGAUCGCCAGUAACAUCUUGCUGGUGGAUGAGAUCAUGCGAGCUGGGAUGUCAUCUCUCAAAGGUUAAUGGUUGACUGUAGAAGCUGCAGCCGUUAUCAUACCCACAGGCCUAGUCGUUUACCUGAUGGAUCAGUCAACGCGCUCCCCGCUCUCGGCACGCUGAAGCACCCCAGUUGGAUGGACGGCCCACUGUAAACAAGACGGCGUCCAUCACAGUGUGUGUCCGAAACAUUGUUAUGUUAGUUUCGAUUUUUCAUGGAUUUGUCAACGGCUCCCUCCACAAUGAUUGGUCUAUUUAUGAGAUUUUGUUAAAAGCACUGACCUCUGCCACUCAGUUUUGUUUCUACCAUUAAAGUUUUUCUUGGCUCUUGAAAUGACAGAUUUUGGUGUGUUUAUGUGAAGGGUGUGAGGACGGUGUGAAUGUUACAGCCAGACACUGAUGGUGCUAAAAGACAGUUAAAGGAAAAUUUAACCAUCAGUGUUAUGAACAUGACUAAUCUCCCAAAGAUUAGAAAACAACUAACAAUAAUUUUUGAUAGAAUAGAAUGCCUUUAUUGUCACUAUACACAUGUACAAUGAGAUUAAGAGCAGCUGUACUCUUAUUUCAUGUCAUCAAGCAACAUCUUUCUUGGAGCUGCUCCGCUGAUGCUAUAAUUAGACACUGGCUCUGUGGACUUGAAACUAAAUUUGCUUCAUUUAAACUAAAAAAAUGUAAUCAUUUUCCUUUGAAGGGUCAAGUGCUAUCACGUCACCUUUCCAGGAAAGGCACGUCAAGUUCAGCUUUACACCAUUAAAGAUCAUGUUCUUGUCUA